Torulaspora globosa is the source of this 1089-nucleotide messenger RNA. It is a transcript of the gene RPL4A, whose product is annotated as 60S ribosomal protein uL4. The transcript has a single exon. NCBI's taxonomy places the organism in Eukaryota, Fungi, Ascomycota, Saccharomycetes, Saccharomycetales, Saccharomycetaceae. Gene Ontology annotation, biological process: translation. The record is from RefSeq and is a predicted model, not a curated record. Gene Ontology annotation, molecular function: structural constituent of ribosome; RNA binding. Gene Ontology annotation, cellular component: cytosolic large ribosomal subunit; ribosome. Bases 1 to 1089 code for a protein of 362 amino acids.
AUGUCUCGUCCUCAAGUUACCGUUCAAUCUCUAACCGGUGAAGCUACUUCUAGCUCUUUGCCAUUGCCAGCUGUGUUCAAUGCUCCAAUCCGUGCUGACAUUGUGCACUCUGUGUUCGUUUCUGUGAACAAGAACAAGAGACAAGCUUACGCUGUCUCUGAGAAGGCAGGUCACCAAACUUCUGCCGAAUCUUGGGGUACCGGUCGUGCUGUUGCCCGUAUUCCAAGAGUCGGUGGUGGUGGUACCCACAGAUCCGGCCAAGCUGCUUUCGGUAACAUGUGUCGUGGUGGUCGUAUGUUUGCUCCAACCAAGACCUGGAGAAAGUGGAACGUCAAGGUUAACCACAACGAGAAGCGUUACGCCACUGCAUCUGCCAUUGCUGCAUCUGCUGUUGCUUCUUUGGUGUUGGCUAGAGGUCACAGAGUUGAAAACAUCCCAGAGAUCCCAUUGGUUGUCUCUAACGAGUUGGAGUCUGUCAAGAAGACCAAGGAUGCUGUUGCUGCUUUGAAGGCUGUUGGUGCCCAGGCUGACCUGGUCAAGGUGCUGAAAUCCAAGAAGUUGAGAGCUGGUAAGGGUAAGUACAGAAACAGAAGAUGGACCCAGAGAAGAGGCCCAUUGGUUGUGUACUCUGAGGACAACGGUAUUGUGAAGGCGUUCAGAAACGUUCCAGGCGUCGAAACCGCUAACGUUGCCUCUUUGAACUUGUUGCAGUUGGCUCCAGGUGCUCACUUGGGUAGAUUCGUCAUCUGGACCGAGUCUGCUUUCGCUAGCUUGGACAAGAUCUGGGGUUCCGAGACCGUUGCCUCUGCCAAGUCCAACUACGCGUUGCCAGCUAACAUCAUCACCAACGCCGAUGUCACCAGAAUCAUCAACUCUUCUGACAUCCAGUCUGUUGUUAGACCAGCUGGUCAGGCUACUCAGAAGCGCACUCACGUCUUGAAGAAGAACCCAUUGAAGAACAAGCAGGUGUUGUUGAGAUUGAACCCAUACGCUAAGGUUUUCGCCGCUGAAAAGUUGGGCUCCAAGAAGGUUGAGCAGUCCGCUCAAAAGCCAGCCGACGUCUUCACUCAAACUUUGAAGCACGACUAA